This is a messenger RNA of Phialemonium atrogriseum, 2837 nucleotides long. RefSeq names its product putative exocyst complex component protein. Lineage: Eukaryota; Fungi; Ascomycota; Sordariomycetes; Cephalothecales; Cephalothecaceae. Gene Ontology annotation, cellular component: exocyst; cytoplasm. Bases 243 to 2837 code for a protein of 864 amino acids. The transcript has 2 exons. Gene Ontology annotation, biological process: Golgi to plasma membrane transport; exocytosis. The record is from RefSeq and is a predicted model, not a curated record.
GCCUCAUCAAUCACCUCGAGUCGCGAUUGGCAGUCGUACUCGAAAUAGGAACCCGAUUAAACCGAGAUAACCUUUGUGCUCCUCGCCGAUUAUGCACGACGGCGUAUGCUACCAAGGUCAUUAGCUGCGGCGCGCAACACCAAGUACACAAACAUUGGCCAGCCAACCUCUGCUUCCAUCAUCAAUGCAAAUUGACGUUGGAUGUGUCUCCGUGGGUCAACUAGCUGGCCACCACCGAUGCGAUGGAACGGGCUGCAUCUGGCGGCUCUAGGGCCUUGUUUCCCAAGGGCCCAAGUUUCACCCUAGAAGACUUCUCCAACAAGGAUUUUAUUGUCCGCGAUUUCGUCGAUUCCCUGGCAGAGACAGCUGUGCCAGCCAACCGUCGGUCCGGUCCAGCUCAGCAAGCAUUCGACCCAAAGCCACUAAUACGGACAUUUGAAAUGAUGCUGAUGGUUCUUGGCCGUCUAGAUGCUCUGGCACAAUUAGGGGUUCUGUCGGAGGAACUCCAGGAGAACGAAUCCGAGUUGCUGUCCCAGGUCCGUCGCGCGGAAAUCCAGCAUGAUCAGACCCUCGACACGCUCGGCCGCAAACUUGACCAGUCGAUGGCCCAAUUCGAGGCCCUUGACCUGUCUUUGAAUGAGCAAAGCACCACCAUCGGUGGUUUUGAAAGGGGCAACCGGUCAGAUGAAGGGGGAAACAUCGCUGUGCAGAUCGGAGAGAAGCUCGAGGAGCUGGACAGGAAGAGGAGGAGGGCGCGGGACGCAAACUUCCUCAUCCAGUGCUGGGUUGAGGUCAGCGACACGGGCAAACUCACGUCCCUCGAGGAUAUUCAGCGCCAAGGCGGGGCCGAGAAUAAAGUUCGCUGUGCUGUCAUUGCCCGCCAGUUGACACGCAUCAGCCAAAGACUAGACCCCACGUCAUGGGGGCAGACAAAUGGCUUCCGAGGUAAUGGGAUCACUAACGGCGUGACUGGUACAUCGAGGAAGCAUAACACUCGCGAGGUGUUGGAGAAGUUCUGCGAAACCCUCGAGCAGGACCUCCUGAAACAAUUCAACAACAGCUAUAGGCGUCAGAACUUUGACGACAUGAUGGAGUGCGCCAAGGUACUGCACGAUUUCAAUGGGGGGGCUAGUGUCAUCGCUGUUUUUGUCAACCAGCACCAGUUCUUCAUCGACAGGGAUCAGCUCAUCACGGACGAAGUGACGACCGACGGUGAGAUGUGGGAUCAACUGACUGACCCGGAUGCGGAGCCACCGGGAGUUGAGCCCAGUCUGCAGUCCCUCAUUGACGAAGUCAAGAUUGUCAUGCAGGAGGAGUCCUUCAUCAUCAAGCGAGCCUUCCCUUUUGCUGAAACCGUCUUGGGCAAGUUUAUCCAGCGAGUAUUCCAGCAAUCAAUUCAACAGCGGCUCGAGAUGGUUCUGGAGAAGGCCACCACGGUGUCUUCGCUGGCCUUCCUUCGAUCUCUGCACGCAUCUCGCAGUUAUAUAAGUGCCUUGGUCGAGGAUCUAAAGGCACACGGUCUCACAGAACACCCCGAGCCCGUCUCGGCCCAGAUCUCCCAGACCCUGGACCAGCAGCUGGAAGAGUUAUUUGUUCCGUAUCUUGUCGGAACGUCGUAUAUCGAUAGGGAGAGGAGAAGCUUGGAGGAAUUGUACAGCUCGCUCCUCUUCAAAUUCACCAUCUACCACUCGCGGAGGAAAAGGGCGCCGACGGGAUUUAUGGCGGCAAUCGCACAGCAAGGGAAUCAGAUGCUGGCCUCGGCGAAGGACGCUUAUAUGGAGCGACUAGACUCGUCGGACCUGACGGCCACCCAGAAAGCCAUGAUGCUGCGCGUUGCCGGCUUGAAGGACAACAGCAACAACAAGAACGAUAUCGAGGUGUCGGACGAGGACGGCGUCCUCAGCACCGCAAAUGCGAAGAGGAUGAUGACUUGGUUGGCCGAAAGCGUCCGGAGAGCACUGGAACUGGGCAGUGCCAGCGAGACGCCCAAGGAUGUCAGCGUCCUUCUCAACUUCCUCCUCACGACCAUGGGCCAGGUCUAUGUCGAGACCGCCCUCGACGCCGCGCUGGAUGCGGCCACGGCGCAGGAGAACAUCAAAACCGAGCCCGACCUGUCAUACCUGCCCUCGAUACGCCCGGCCGUCACCAUCACCAAUAUCAUGUCUCGCUUCAUCACGACGGUGCUCAUCCGUCUGGCCGAGGGGAACGCGACGGUGCGCAGGAACAUGGAGGCCCAGACCAAGAUGGCCCUCGGGGCGACGGAGAAGAAGACAAACAGCGUCAUGCGGAGCACCAUGGACGUGGCCCUCAACUACGUCAACAGGUCCCUCUCCCAGCAGAAGAAGGCCGACUUCCGGCCCAAGGACACGGACCUCGAGAGCGUCGUCGACUCCCUGCAGACGCCCACCUGCCUGGCCAUCUGCACCUUCCUGGACAAGGUCGCCGCCGCGUCGGGCCAGGCGGUAGACGGCCGCAACCUCGAGAUGUUCAGCGGCGAGCUCGCCCUCGCCGUGCACGCGCUGCUCUUUGAGCACUUCAAGAAGUUCCAGGUCAACGCCACGGGCGGACUCAUGAUGACCAAGGACAUCGCAAAGUACGUCUCCACCAUGAAGGGGUGGCCGCUCGCCCGCGAGGUCGAGGGCAUAGUCGAGGUCCUGACCGAGAUCGGCUACCUCUUCAUCAUCGGGCCCGAGGCCCUCAGGGAGAGGUCCCGGAACCUGGGCUCGGGGCCGCCCGGCCCCGGGAAGAAGCUGCAGAAGGCCGACUUCAAGGCGUUUGUGCAGCGGAGGGAGGACUCGAGCACCGUCGGCAUCCAGAGCGUGCUUGCGGGGUUGUAA